This is a messenger RNA of Cajanus cajan (pigeon pea), 740 nucleotides long. Its product is annotated as MLP-like protein 43. Gene Ontology annotation, biological process: defense response. The record is from RefSeq and is a predicted model, not a curated record. NCBI's taxonomy places the organism in Eukaryota, Viridiplantae, Streptophyta, Magnoliopsida, Fabales, Fabaceae.
CAUGAAUAAGGAUGUAAUUGAAUAACCACACAUCUACAUUUUCUUUGUAUAGUUAUUAACUACGAGAUGGUUCUAAAGGGUAAAGUGGUUACAGAACUUGAGAUCCGAUCACCUGCUGUCAAGUUCUUCAAUGGUUAUGCAAAGCAACUUCACAAUUUAUCAAACAUCGUUGACAAUAUUCAUGAUGGCCAGUUGCAUGAAGGUGAUUGGCAUGACAUUGGUGCUGUUAAGAGCUGGACUUUUACCACAGAAGGGAAAGUGGUAACAUUUAAGGAGAGCAUUGAAGCUAUUGAUGAUGAGAAGAAGACAAUAUCAUUCAGUAUCUCCGGUGAAGAAAUUACUAAGGAUUACAAGAUGUUUAAGCUCCACUUGCAAGUGAUUGAUAAGGAGGAAGGUGGUGCUGUUACUGUAUGGACUAUUGAAUAUGAAAAGCUGCAUGAAGAUAUUACACCUCCAUAUCGCUUCUUGGACAUCAUAACUGUUACUACUAAAGAUAUCGAUGCUCAUGUUCUGAAGGAGUAACAAUAAUAAUGCAAUAUGUAGAGAGAAUAAGCUAAACAACGAAAAAGAAUGAGUUUAGCAUGAGAAUAUAAAUGCUUAGUUAUUAAAGUGUCAGUGUUAAAUAUAAUUUCUAAAGAAUAAGGAGGUGAUGGCUCCCAAGUAUGGUGUGAACAAGGACAAGCCAAUUUUAUUUUACUUUAUAUAUAUAUAUAUAUAUAUAUAUAUAUAUAAGAAAAUAU